AUGCUAGUAAUCUGGAAGCUGGAUAUUACACCGCAACAAAUUUGCGGCAAACAAUCGCAUUUCUCAAAAUUACGUCGUAUCGAUUUUCUAGGCUCAAUCUUCCUUUCUGUCUCGAUUGUUUGCGGACUUAUGGUCCUGGAUUUAGGUGGUCAUCGAAUGCCUUGGACUGAUCAUAAAUUGCUAUCCCUAUUAGGCAUCUCAGUUGCAGCUGGACUUUUAUUCCUUCUCGUAGAAGGGUUUUGGGCUAAAGAGCCUAUUUUCCCUUUAAGAUUGUUGCGCAAUAGAGAUGUGCUUACGAGUUAUAUAAAUUUGGGCUUUCAAUCGGGUGCUCAGAUGGCGAUGAUGAUGCUCGUUCCAAUUUAUUUCCAAAUAACCGAUCAUGCGACUUUCACAACGGAGGGUGCACAUCUCAUGCCUUCUGUAAUGGAAAAUGCAGUAGGAGGUCUUCUGACUGGAUAUAUUAUCCACAGAACUGCUCCGCUGAUACCCCCUAGAACCGGACACUACAAACCCAUCCUCCUCCUCGGUGCCCUCUCCUCCCUAACAUCCUACGCCCUCCUCCUCCGCUGGCACGGCCACACCUCCUUCCUCGAAUCCCUCUACAUCAUCCCCGGCGGUUUCGGCAACGGAAUCGCACUCUCAGCAUCAUUUAUAGGACUCACAGCAGGCGUAGAAUAA
This is a messenger RNA of Botrytis porri, 678 nucleotides long. RefSeq lists its product as uncharacterized. NCBI's taxonomy places the organism in Eukaryota, Fungi, Ascomycota, Leotiomycetes, Helotiales, Sclerotiniaceae. The record is from RefSeq and is a predicted model, not a curated record. Gene Ontology annotation, molecular function: basic amino acid transmembrane transporter activity. The transcript is spliced from 3 exons. Bases 1 to 678 code for a protein of 225 amino acids. Gene Ontology annotation, cellular component: fungal-type vacuole membrane. Gene Ontology annotation, biological process: transmembrane transport; basic amino acid transport.